This is a messenger RNA of Triplophysa dalaica, 791 nucleotides long. RefSeq names its product cerebellin-2-like. Bases 37 to 669 code for a protein of 210 amino acids. Gene Ontology annotation, molecular function: protein binding. NCBI's taxonomy places the organism in Eukaryota, Metazoa, Chordata, Actinopteri, Cypriniformes, Nemacheilidae. The record is from RefSeq and is a predicted model, not a curated record. The transcript is spliced from 4 exons.
AGCACUUUGGAUAGACAAAGAGUAAGUAGGCUAACAAUGAAGAUCCCUGCGGCUCUAAAUAUGUUCUUGUUGCUCUGUGUUGGGGCUUCGCUGGCUCAAGAUUCAAUUACACCACAAAGAAUUAACAAUAUUGAAGAAAGACUGAGAGUCACAGAGGCCAUUCUGGGGGAAUUGAAGAGAGAGAACGAAGCUUUGAGGAGUUUUACACAAGCCUCAGAAAUCAAGCUUCAGUCUUUACAAGCAGAAAAUACAGCCAGAAAGGUUGCCUUUUCAGCUGGACUUUUAAACUCUGGACCACAACACACUGGACCCUUUGAAGAAUCAAGAACUCUGGUCUACCAAAAAAUCUUCAGUAACAUUGGAAAUGCAUAUGAUUCAAACACUGGCAUUUUCACAGCACCAGUAAAAGGAGUCUAUUUCUUCAGAUUUUAUGGUCAUUCACAUGUAGGGAACACAAUGGCGGUCAGUCUUUAUAAGAAUAAUGAACAGCAAUGCUCCGUGUAUUUUCACAAGACCCAGAGCGCUCCCAAUGGUAACGGCAGCAAUGGUGUUGUUCUUACACUGGAGAAGGCCGAUAAGGUGCACACAGAGCUGUGGAAAGACAGCUGGGUUUAUGACGAUGAGGCCAGCUUCACCAGUUUCAGUGGUUUCAUGCUUUUCCCUUUAUAAAUCUCAGACUCUUUAACCCACCAGAGGAUGUGAAUAAUUCUGGAUAAACAAUAUUAACAAUGUUUAUAUAUUACAUAAACAAUAAAACGAACAAUAAAAUUUUCUUGCAAUUAUAAAAACAA